CAUUUAAAAACCUCGCAGGUCGUGUUUUAUUACUUAUUAGGUCUAAAGCAACUCGCGCUGCGCGCUCGUGCUCAAUAGCUUUUUAAUGGCAGCUAGUUAAUUUACUAUGUAAUGGCAACUUUGAAUUGACAGUUGACCUGAAUGAUUUUUUCGAAGGAUUCAUGAAUCAUGGCGACGGUAUAUUUAUUUUAUGUCGCCUACGCGGCCAAUAUUCUGUUGGAUAAUUACUACGUUUCUAGUGUGUAGGCACUUGAGAACAUGUCCUAAUUUGACAUUUAAAUAUUUAAUUUACAUAAUCAUCUCCACGACCACUGCAGGAGUUUCUUCAGUUUUGUAAUUUGAAACUAUAAUAUUCAAGUUUCAUUGUGCCGUCGCCAUUUUGUAGCAGCUGUUGAAGAAUAUAAAAAACACAGGCAACAAAUUCAAGUAAGUCUAUAGAUCUCAAGACGAAAUAACUGCGGCUAUAUCUUACAAUUCAAUUUAUUGUUGAGUUUUAUACAGAAAAUAUACAGUGCGUUUACUCGGUUUAGUAUAUAUGAUGCUUCUUUAUAUCCUCCUAGAAUCUAGAUUACUUCGCCAAGCAUUGCAGUUUUAAAACGAUCAUAUGUAGAUAAUUUAUCAUUAGAACGUUCUAAUUUUGAAAUAAAAAAACUUACAAUGUUUCUGAGUGUAAAUGAAUAAAGCUUUGCCUAUAUUGUAUUUUGAAUGAUGUGCUCACGGGUUAGCGGGUCAUUCUGACAUUCUAUAGGAUGUAUUUGUAUAAACCUGCUAAAUUCCUGUCUAAAUACCAUAUCUUCUUUCAAAAGCUGUCUCUUUCGAUUUGUAUGAAUAUUGUUACACGCGCUUUCACAAAAUUUGCGACAUUCCCACAACCAUUAACGUUCACUAUUUUAAUAUUGUGCAAGAGUCAAGAGUUUGGCCACUCAGACCUGAUGGCUUUGAACAGAUGUUGAGCUGUUCCUUAUAUAUAGAAAUAUAAAUCGAAAUCACAGGCUUUCCACAAGCCACCACUAUAAACUUCCGAAGACGGGCCAUCGCUCGAAACAUCGUUAUUUCAUCAUAACAUUUUCAUAUAGUUGAGUCUCUCUGGUAUGUACUGUAUAUGCCGACUUCGACAAGUUAACAAUUAAUAGCAUAAUAUCUCAUAUCUCAUGCGUGCUAGCAGUACAAACCAUCUUUGUCUAAAACCUUGUUAAUAACAUGCUGUAGGAAUUACUGUAAUAAUCUUUAUACCCAUACAUUAUGGUAUUUAGUUGAGAGUUACAUUUCCCCUGUAUAAAUGCCUACUAGAAAGCUAGCAACCCAUGACUAUUGCAUGCAUUCAAGAAUAUGGUAAUGUUUUUACUAUAAUGACUAUAAUAGAUAUUGGUUUAUAAAUUAACAGUCUGUACAAGAAGUUUCGUAAUUGUUACACACUGCGAAAUGUAGUGUUUAUGUGCUUAAAAUUUAACGAUGACUCCUCGUGUGUUAAUCAAUUUAUGCAAUGUGUUAUGACUUAUGUGUUUUAUUCUUUGCUGAAUAAAUGAAUAUCUAAUUAUUGCCAUAAGCAUACAAAGAAUUGUAUCAUAGUUAAUAGAUGGUUUGGAAACUCGAGCUCAUUAGAAUAUUCUGAAUAACAAUAUAACUCAUUAUCUAUGUUAGUCAACGUUUAUUCAUAAAUAUGGUCCUUCACAGUCACGUGUGCAUUGUAUUUUUGCCAAAUCCACCAAUAGUAAUUUCAAUUUAUCGUAUUGUUCGAGUCACGGAUAGGUGACUUUCCUAAGACAUUGCUAUUGGUUAGUUGGGCAAAAAUACAAUACACACGUGACGGUGAAGGACUAGAUUUAUGAAUAUACGUUGACUAACAUAGAUAAUGAGUUAUAUUGUUAUUCAGAAUAUUCUAAUGAGCUCGAGUUUCCAAACCAUCUCUUCUAUUAACUAUGGUUGUAUCACAAACAAUUUGUCAAGUACUUUCACUGUCAGUUUUCAGAGUGAAAAAAAUCCCAAUAAUUCUUCUCAUAUAUACUACCCUAGCAUGUAUUUGGUGGUAAAUAAAUAUUAAGUUUAUGUAAAUUAAUUGUCUUGCACACUUUGUCAAGUUGAUCGAUCAAUAAGUUUUCUAUGACACGUUUUCCUUGAAGUUUUGUUGCUCGGGUAGGACGUAACGUUGCUAAACAUUUAUCUCACAUCAAGUCCAAGUUUCUUGUUCUCAACCUUUCCUUGGCGGUCGUACACAGGAACAAAUGUUCUUUGUCCAAAAGCUGGAAAUGACUAGCUUUGCAACAAGGCCAAAUUGUCAAUAUUUUGCUGUACACAUGUAUGAGCAAAUAAAAAUUGUCAAGGAAAUCUUGCUCAUCGGUAUGGGGCUGCAGUGUGAACAAUAAGGAAGUUGAUAACCAUCUUAAAUGAACUCUGCUUCCCGGAACCCGAUGAAGACGUGACCAGAGUCCACUCCUUUAAGCUGCUUCCUUUGCGGAUCCGCCGAAUAUAUUGCCCACUGACAAGAACAAUAAGUGAGAUAGAACUGAUAGAGCUGUCCAGUAUAAAUAAAGUUAGUUUAGUUUAGUUUAGUUUAGUUUAGUUUAGUUUAGUUUAGUUUAGUUUAGUUUAGUUUAGGUUUCUUCCUGUACGUAGUAACACUGGAUCAAUACGAGACGAUGAUCCUUACUGGACCUCUGGGGAGAAGUUUAGAACUAAAAGAGAUAUCCAGUUUAUUUUUUUGUACUUCUCAUCGGCAAUCAACAAUGGUCAAUUGUUUUUCUUCUAGAAAGAUGUUGAGACUCAUAGCAGUUUUUGUCCUGGUCUGUUUAUUCAAUGGUCAGUACCAGCUCUUCUUGGCAUCGUUCAAGAUGUUUUGUUCUUAAACCAAUGGUUACUGACAAACUGUUUUUCAAUCCUAGGUCUUCAAGUGCAGGCACUGACAUGUCUGUGCACAGGGAGUACAUGUGCAAAUAACGUAACAACAUGUACAGAUGCCACCGAGAUUUGUUACGCGGCAGUGAUCAGACUGAAAGAUGGCAACACUAGAAUCGAAAAAGGUUUGUAUUUCUUAUAUAGUUGAAGGGUAUUGUACAUGGAAAUUGUCGAGUGGAAAUUUAUAGACAUUUAUUACACCUAACCAGGAACAGCUGCGAAAAAUACAACUCUAGGUCCUGGCAGGAAUCGAAACUGCGGCCCUGCGAUUCCAGUGCAGCGCUCUAACCAACUGAGCUACAGAGGCCAGUAGUCGAGCUCUAACCAACUGAGCUACAGAGGCCAGUAGUCGAGCUCUAACCAACUGAGCUACAGAGGCCAGUAGUCGAGCUCUAAUCACAAGUUCUGUUUAGUGUUUCUCGCUCAGUUUACUAACGAAAACAGCGAAGAUACGUUUACAUGGUACGAUUUGAAGGACGUUUGCUACUUUAAGUUGGUGAUUUUGUCAGAUUUGUUUGCCACGCAUUUUUCAAUUGUCUCCACAGAAAUUUUAGGUGAUACGCGCGUGACACCUCUGGUAGCAAUUCAGUGUUGGUUUUAAAAUUUAGGCCCGUGUAAACACGGAGUGAUAGCUUAUACUUGUAAAUACUGAAAUAUUUCGGUUGUUUCGGUAGUUUUUAUUGAAAUUUUUCAGCAUAUCAGCAUUAUUUUACACCCUGCUCGGUUUCCUUUGUUCUUAUCGGGGGAAUAUAUUCAAUAUUCCCCUCUAAUCAAUUUCCCUCUAAUAUAUCCCCUCGUUGCCUCAAAAUAACCUACACUGUACAUAUAUGAUACCUUACUUCACACAUCACCUCUGCGCGGAUAAAUUAAAAGCUGGAAUUGCCUUUUCAAUAUAAGAAACGUCAUCAAUGGAACAAAGCUUGUCAAAUACCAUCUUGAGUUCGUCUGGUGUCGUUGAUCGUGAUUUACAAAUAUCAUUUUAUUUUAGGUUGUAAAGAUAGAGCCGAGUGUACAACCACAGAUUUCUGUCCUGUUCGUGCAGAGGGUAGCGUCUGUGCGAAAUUUGGCUGCUGCACCUAUGGCCGCUGUGUGGCCAAUUACACCUUGGGUGUAGACUUCGAAACCCCAACCCCUUCCCCGACACCCUCCACCACCCAAAAGCCACUUAUGGCAAAAUCAUCCUCCCUCGAACCUUCGUCAUCUGUCGUUCCUAUGACAACAAAACCUGAAAUGGCAGCCACAAGUACCGACCAAGCAAAAAUGCCCGCCACCAGUACCGUCCAAGAAAAAAUGCCCACGACAAGUACUGUCCAAGAAAAAAUGGCCGCUACCAGUACCGUCCAAGAAAAAAUGCCGGCGACAAGUACUGUCCAAGAAAACUUGCCCGCCACCAGUACCGUCCAAGCAGAAAGGACUUCGGAGCCCGUGAUGCCAACUCCCAAAAUGACAGCGGUUAAACCUAUGACGUCAGCGCAACCGGAAAUGAAGUCGACUAAGGAAAGCAUGAUGCCAAGUGUGCAGAUUGCACCAAGUGGAAGCACAGACAGAAUUGCUACUAAACACGUUUUCAAUACAGAUAACGUUAUUCUACCACAAGAUACACGGCCCACUUGCUCCAGUGCAUCAGGACGCGUGUUCAGUUUGGGUGCAUUUGUCCCUGUAGCGAUUGGAUUGUUGUGCGGAAUGUUUUAACAUCCCCCGCGUAUGUGUGAAGAUUACUUCAUUUAACUUAAUUUUGCUUGUUAAAGUAGCGCUCUGCAGUUUAUAUAUCAAGAUGUACUGCAAGAUGUAGUUUCCAUAAAACAUAGUCAAGAGACAUGACCGGCUGUACCAGUGUAGGGACAAUAACAGCAGAAACCUGCACAUUGAGAUGGAUUUAACUGCCUGAAAAAUACAAGUGAAACUGCGACGUUUCGAGGCCCUAACAACCCGACGAAGGAUUUUUCCAGGGUUCGUGCAUGCGAGAGUCAGGACUUUUCAACGACAUUCAGGGCCAUGUAUCAGCAAAUUCAAGGACUAAAUACUGAUGAGAAGGGGUUAGAAAUCAGUAAAAUCCGACGCUGAAUUUUAGCCAUUUCCCAAAGUCCUCGGUCUAGUCGCGCAAAUCCCAUGUUGGAGGGACAAGAAAUAUGGCAGCACAUUUAAAUUAAACGUUUAAUGUAAAAAGGAGAUAUUUAAUUUUUGGUCGUCUUAAAAGUUGAUAUGUGAUAGAAGAUACUUCUACUCUUUCACAUAUUUGACGCCUGUCACCAUAUAUUUUGUCCCUCCAAAUGAUCCCAGAAUGCACUGUGAUCUCUUUUGCGGAAAAGGGUAGUUGUUCAAAACGAAACCUUAAUGAAUUUCAAACAGCUUUGUCAGAUAUGAACAUGCAAAAUCAAUUCAACAAAAUGUCCGUUUUGAAUGUCAAACAAUUUCAGAAAAUAUUCAUAAACUAAAGCAACGACUUCAAGUACUUCUUUACAAAUUCAAGGACAUUCAAGCAUAGAGAUUAUAAAUAACACUAGAGGAGGCAUCGAGUUUAAAAAUUGGGAACACAGCUAAUGGGGGGCAAAUUCAAGUCCCGGAUAUAAAAUCGUACUCUCAUUGGCUGAUUUGAAACUCGUCACCAAUGGAAACACGAAUACACAUCCGCGACUUGAAUUUGCCCCCCAAUAGUCGCGUUCCCUUUUUUUUACUGAAUUAAGAUUACAAUGCCUCCUCUAGUGUUAUUUAUAAUCUCUAUGCAUUCAAGGACAUUCAAGGACUUUCAAGGACUUGGAUUUUUGUUUUCAAAUUCAAGGAUAUUCGAGGACAUUCGAGUUUUGUAUGAACCCUGUAAUUUUCGCUGGAAACGUCGACAUUUUUCUUGCAUUUUUCAAGUGGUUAAAUUCGUCUCAAUCGGGAGUUUUGGGUGUGGCGUGCUAUCCUAAAUUCAAUUAUGCUUUUAAUUAUUAAUUGGUGCUGGUCUGUUGUUGUUUUAAUAAUAAUACUAAGAUAAUACUAAGAAACAGUUUCACUUCAAAGGAAAAUAAGAUUAUAUAAGUUAUAUUAGAUCUAUCCAAAUUAAAAAGUGAGAAAUAGUACUCGUUAGUAUAUUUUGGACAUAAAAUUGCACUGACGUGUCUUUGUCAAGUUCAUAACCCUGUGAGUAUUAAUAUGUGUAUUCCAGUAAGCAGGGCCGGAGAUACGGGGUGUGUGUGUG
Messenger RNA from Paramuricea clavata, 6073 nucleotides. NCBI's taxonomy places the organism in Eukaryota, Metazoa, Cnidaria, Anthozoa, Malacalcyonacea, Plexauridae. The record is from the annotation of a GenBank genome assembly.